AUGGAGGCGAGCAUGUCUCUAAACGCACUGGUUAGGCUUCCUUCAUCAAGAACAAUGUUAAUGCACGAAGAUGGAGGAGGGUUAGUGAAGCACUCACUCUUCUCUUCCAGGAAGACUACAGAAACAUCUCAAAAGAGGCAAGUUCAAGGCCACAUGUCAUUGGUUGUUAAAGCCAAAGGAAAGAAAGGAAUGCAAGCACGUCAGUUUCAAAGAGCUCCAGCACCUUCCUUGCCCAAGAUUGAAGAUGAUGGCAACCCCAAAUUUCUUAUCUUCAUUCGCAUGGCCAAUGUUUAUCUAUGGUACCCGCUUAGUCUUAUAACAGGUGGUACUACUGCCAAAAUCAUGGUUGCUGCCAAAGAUAAUUUUUUGGGAAAGUAUAUCUACAAAGAUACUCUUGCUCGAAAUCUUGCUGCAGUUAUUUACAGAGAUGAGAAGGAGAUACAGAAGACGGCAUUUAAGCAGCAUCGAGUAUUGCGGUCAGCGACUGAAUUCAGAUACGGUUACAAGCUCGUUGAAAAUGGUAACUUGAGAGCUGCGCUUUCUACAACAGAUGUCAUUGAGCUUCCAACUCAAGACAAAUUAAAAACAGUGGUUGAUAAAGUGAAAGAUUUCUUUGGCGAUGCAAAAGAUUCUUUUGGGAAGCUUACAGCACUAAACUCAACCGCUACUGAAGAUGAAGAACUUUCAAAAGAAAAGGCCAAAGUAAGUUAG
Dovyalis caffra is the source of this 711-nucleotide messenger RNA. The record is from the annotation of a GenBank genome assembly. Lineage: Eukaryota; Viridiplantae; Streptophyta; Magnoliopsida; Malpighiales; Salicaceae.